This is a messenger RNA of Armigeres subalbatus, 5112 nucleotides long. RefSeq lists its product as uncharacterized. Lineage: Eukaryota; Metazoa; Arthropoda; Insecta; Diptera; Culicidae. The transcript has 2 exons. The record is from RefSeq and is a predicted model, not a curated record. The coding region runs from base 1 to 5112 and encodes 1703 amino acids. Gene Ontology annotation, molecular function: zinc ion binding; nucleic acid binding.
AUGGAUGGCCUUGCGGAAGGGCAGGAGGAGGACUCCAACUGUGCGGCCUGCCAACGUGCGGACGAUGCGGAGGAUAUGGUCCAGUGUGACCAAUGCGAUAUAUGGAUGCAUUACACUUGUGGCGGAGUGAACGAGAGCAUCGCAAAUCGCUCGUGGGUGUGCGGCAAUUGCACCACACUGCAAGAAGACGUCGUUUCGGUACGCAGUGGAUCCAGUCGGUCCAGCUCAACCUCGGUAUUCUCAGUUUGCCUUAGUCAACUGGCGGAAAGGCAACAAUUAGAACGCGCUCGUUUAGAACUGGAGCUGCAGCGCCGUCAUUUGGAUGAGCAGCAGCAGCUAAUCAACAAGGUAAUUGGCGGAGAGGAAACAAAAACCACUCACAGCAGAGCGAGCAAUGCAGUGACGUCGCCUCCAUGCGACAAGCGCCAAUCGACUCCGCUCCCUCCCGGAGCUCCAACAGCUUCGAAGACACGUCGGUCAGUUCCACCAUCUGGCACUCCUCGUUCUACUGCACCUGUUAUGGUGUCGAUUCCUCUUACCGCGCUCGAACCGCGCACAGUUAAGAUUUUGGAAGGUAAGAAGAAUCCACAUGUCGCACUGCAGGAACUCAGGAACCGGGUUGAGCAGUGCGAGCGUCGCGCCAAUCCAACACCUGACCAACUGGCAGAUUUGAAUGCGCAGCUCGAGCUAUGCCGGAAAGUUCUGGAAGGGCUCCAGACCGGCACGGAAGCAAACGACAUCAGCAAUCUGGCGGAGGUACAGCAACCAAAGCACGCGAGCCCGUCGCGCUUGGUAAAACAAACCGGCACAAUCCCUAAGGCGAAUCGGAAACUGCAGUCGGUUCCCGAAGGCGAACUGGGAGCAGUAGGUGAUGCCUUCCCGCAGAGACAUCUCUGGCCAUUGGAGAAGGCGGUAAGCCAAACCGGCUGGCCGUCGGUGAGUAAAACGAACCCAUCAUCUGAAAUCCAUCCGAAUGAUAUGGAACCCCCAGGUAAGCGUCAAGCCUUGAGCCAUUCUAUCAAAAUUAUAAACAAGAAAGCGUCCAAUUAUUGCCCCACGACCAACAAUCAAAUUACCCAAGGGCAGCUGCGAGUUAACGCGCGCCCGGGGGAGUUUUGUAUACCUCCUACAAAUUCCCAUGAGCAGCUGCGAGAUUCAUUCGCGCACCAGGUCAAUGCAACUUUGUACCACAAUCAACCUGAACAAUAUUCAUCCGGUGUGCAAACGCGUAAUCUCCCCUCGCGUACGGUUGAAUCGUCUCUGUCCCCUCGUCAAUCUGAAAGUGUUCAACGAAACCAGGUGAUUCCCCAGCUAGACCCAGCUCGCCCCACACAGCAGCAGCUUGCAGCAAGGCAGUCCCUGGCUAAGGAACUUCCUCGAUUUACCGGUGACCCAGCUGAAUGGCCGAUCUUCAUCUCAAACUACCGGUACACAAGCGAAGCUUGUGGUUUUUCGGAUGGAGAAAAUAUGCUCCGCUUACAACGAUGCCUAUCUGGUCCUGCUCUCGAAACAGUUCGCAGUCGCUUGGUACUUCCAGCAGCAGUGCCACAAGUGAUCGAGACCCUACGUAUGCGGUUUGGACGUCCGGAGCUGCUGAUCAACGCUUUGCUUCGGAAGGUGCGAGAAAUUCCAGCUCCUAGGUCCGACAGGUUGGAAGGGCUGAUCGAGUUCGGAAUGGCGGUGCAGGCACUGUGCGAUCACAUCGAAGCAGCGGAUGAACGCGCUCACCUAUCGAACCCAUCGCUACUGCAAGAGCUUGUGGCGAAACUUCCUGGGGAUCAACGAAUGAUGUGGGCGGGAUACAAACGAGGAUUCCAAUGCGUCGAUUUAAAAACCUUCGGUGAUUAUAUGGCAACAGUGGUACGGGAUGCAACUAGUGUGGUGACCUUUGAACCGGAGGUAAAACGGAGCAGCGUUCGUGACCGUCCGAAGAACAAAGGAUUUGUUAACUCUCAUGCAACGGAAGCAUCUGCAAAACCAGAGGAUUCAUUACGUGAACACAAGGAAAUGCCGAAGCACUUCGAUUGUACUCACUGCAACAAAAGCGGACACCGAGUGCGUGACUGCAAUGCGUUCAAGCAGUUGCACGUCGACGAUCGCUGGAGACGAGUGCGAUCCUUGGGUCUGUGUCAGAACUGUUUAUUCAGCCACGGAAGACGCGCGUGUCGCGGACGAAAGCUCUGUGACAUCGGAGGGUGCCAAUUCCGCCACCAUCCGCUUCUGCACUCUUCUAGAGGUCCACCAAAGCCGUCGGAACUCACGAUGCAGAUAGCUGAAAAUCAUACUCAUCGCCACCUGGCUUCUUCGACGCUAUUUCGGAUCAUUCCAGUGACUGUACACGGAAGUAAAGGAUCGAUUGAUACAUUCGCCUUUCUCGAUGAAGGUUCUGACCUGACGUUGGUAGAAAGUGAUUUGGUUACCUCGCUCGGUGUGAAAGGUAAUACCCUUCCUCUAUGUCUACGGUGGACCGGGAAUACAUCUCGCGUAGAAAAAGGCUCGCAGCAGAUUUCGAUCGAGAUCGCUGGAAUCGGUCAACAAAAGCGGCAUAAGCUGCUGAACGCAAGAACGGUAAACAACCUAGGACUCCCUGCUCAAAGUUUCCAGAUAGAAGAAGCGGCUCAACUACACAAACACUUGAAAGGCAUCCCUAUUACUAGCUACCAGAACGCAGUGCCCAAGAUCCUAAUUGGGGUAGACAACUUGCGCCUGGCGCUGCCUUUGAAAGUACGGGAAGGUGAAGGAUCAGCACCGGUGGCGGUUAAAACCAGACUUGGUUGGUGCGUCUACGGUCCACGAGGAAACAGCAAACAAGAAUCCUACAGUUUCCACGUUUGUGAAUGUUCCUGCGACGAAGCACUCCACGAGGCAGUGAAGGAAUUUUUCGCCGUUGAAGGAGUUGGCGCCCGACCGACAGAAAUCGCGCUGACGAAAGAAGAGGAACGAGCACUCACUAUUAUGGAAGCUACUACUCGGCGAAUAGGAAAUCAUUUCGAAACAGGCCUCAUAUGGAAGGAAGACCAGGUGGAAUUCCCGAACAAUUACUACAUGGCAGUACGUCGACUAGAGUGUCUAGAACGCAGAAUGGAUCGCGAUGCGGGACUGAAGGAGAAUCUCCACCGGCAAAUUCGCGAAUACGAGGCAAAGGGCUACACGCACAAGGCUACGAAAGCAGAAAUGGAAGCAGCAGAUCCUAGAAGAGUGUGGUAUCUUCCGGUUGGAGCGGUGAUAAACCCCAAGAAGCCGGGGAAAGUCCGUAUCAUCUGGGACGCAGCGGCCAAGGUGGAUGGCAUAUCCCUGAACAGCGCUCUUCUUAAAGGCCCCGAUCAACUCUCUUCUCUUCCGGCCGUUCUUUUUCGCUUUCGGCUGUAUGGAGUAGCACUUAGCUCGGAUAUCCAGGAAAUGUUUCACCAGAUCCGAAUCCGUGAAGAAGACAAGAGCUCCCAGCGUUUUUUGUGGCGUGCCAAACCGUCCGAAAAGCCAACCGUCUACUUGAUGGAUGUCGCCACAUUUGGCAGCACCUGUUCACCAGCUUCGGCACAAUUCGUAAAAAAUCGGAACGCUGAGCAACAUCGAGAGCUUUAUCCCGAAGCGGCGAAAGCGAUUGUCGACGACCACUACGUCGACGAUUAUCUGGCGAGUUUCAGUUCGGAAGAAGAGGCAGCAAAGAUAGCAAGCGAAGUACGAUACGUACACAAUAACGGGGGAUUCCAGCUACACAAUUGGCGGUCGAACAGUGCUACGGUACUAGAGCGUCUGGGUGAAGUGCAACCUGAAACAGACAAGCAGCUAAACCUGGUAGAUGCAGCGAAAUCCGAAAGGGUACUCGGAAUGCUGUGGAGCCCUUCAACCGAUGAACUGAGUUUUUCCACACAGAUGAGCGAAGAGGUGCAAACGCUGAUCCGUACAACGACACGGCCGACGAAGAGACAAAUAUUACGGUGCGUUAUGACCCUAUUCGAUCCUUUGGGGCUGCUCUCUCCGUUUAUCAUACACGGCAAGGUCCUUAUUCAAGACCUGUGGCGCGAAGGCACGGAGUGGGACGAGCAAGUCAGUGACAUCGUCUUCGCAAAAUGGGAGAGAUGGGUACAGAUGAUCCAGUACAUUGCCAGAGUCCGGAUUCCCAGAUGCUAUUUCCGUCAUGCCAACAAGAGGACGUACCGCAAUUCCGAGAUACACGUUUUCGUUGACGCUAGUGAGGUAGCAUACUCUUGUGCAGUCUACCUGCGUACAUUCGACAGAGUCGGAGAUCCGCAGUGUUGCCUAAUUGCAGGCAAAUCAAAGGUCGCCCCGCUGAAGCCGUGGUCGAUUCCCAGACUCGAACUGCAAGGGUGUGUCCUAGGUGUACGAUGGUCGAAAUUCGUCAGGGAAAACCACGAUGUCCCCGUCUCCGACAUAGUGUUUUGGACGGACUCCAGGACAGCACUGGCCUGGAUCAAGUCAGAUCCUAGAAAUUAUCGGCAAUUCGUGUCCUUCAGAGUAAGUGAGAUUCUGGAGCACACAACAGCAAGUCAGUGGCGAUGGGUGCCAUCAUCGUCCAACCCAGCGGAUGAAGCAACUAAAUGGGGCAGUGGACCAUACUUUCACCACGACAGCAAGUGGUUUCAGGGACCCGACUUUCUACGGCUUCCGGAACAUGAGUGGCCCCGCUCGAAAGAGCCAGUGACUGCUACUAGUGACGAAAUGCGUACGCCAGUUCUACAUCACUGUUCAUUUCAACCGGCGAUUGAUUUCGACAGGUUCUCAUCCUGGGAUCGCCUACAACGAGCAACAGCAUACGCUCUCCGAUUCAUACACAAUUCGGCCCAGAGGCGUACGAAAUAUACGGGACAACUGCAACAAGCAGAGCUACGGGCAGCAGAGGAAACUAUUUUUAGGUUGGCACAGCGGGAAUCAUAUCCAGAUGAGAUAGCAGCACUAUCGAAUAAAGCGCCGAACGAGACCGGGCAGGAGAUCAUCGGGAAGCAUAGCUCCAUCUACCGACUGAUGGCAAUCUUGGAUAAACACGGCUUGUUACGAGAGCGCGGCAGGGUCGGCGCGGCAGAGGAUGUCUGCUACGACGUGCGCCACUUCGUAAUCCUACCGAGAAAACACCGAACUCCGCGUGGUGGUUAA